AUGGCCAAGCGCACCUUCUCCACAUUGGAGUCGUUCCUAAUUUUCCUCCUUGUAAUGAUGACUGCGAUCACGGUGGCCCUUCUUAGUCUACUGUUUAUCACCAGUGGGACCAUUGAAAACCACAAAGAUUCAGGAGUCCAUGAUUUUCCAGCCACCAACAGCCCCAUCACCACUCAAGCUUCUCUACUGACUUACACCUCAGAGCCUCCACUGCUUCAGAACUUCAGUGGCUACCGUAUUGGUGUUGGGCGAGCUGACUGCACAGGACAAGUAUCAGAUAUCAAUUUGAUGGGCUAUAGCAAAGCUGGCCAGAAUGCGCGGGGCAUCCUCACAAGGCUAUACAGCCGUGCCUUCAUUAUAGCAGAACCUGAUGGGUCAAAUAGAAUUGUGUUUGUCAGCAUUGACAUAGGCAUGGUGUCCCAAAGACUCAGGCUGGAGGUUCUAAACAGACUGGAGAGUAAAUAUGGCCCCCUCUACAGAAGAGACAACGUUAUCCUGAGUGGCACUCACACACACUCGGCUCCAGCAGGCUUUUUCCAGUACACUCUAUUCGUAAUUGCCAGUGAAGGAUUUAGCAAUAGAACUUUUCAGUACAUGGUCAAUGGCAUCGUGAAGAGCAUUGAAAUAGCACAUGCGAGUAUGAAACCAGGCAAAAUCUUUAUUAAUAAAGGAAUUGUUGAUGGUGUACAGAUCAACCGAAGCCCUUAUUCUUACCUUCAGAAUCCGCAAUCAGAGAGAGCGAGGUAUUCUUCAAACACAGACAAAGAAAUGGCAGUCUUGAAAAUGGUAGAUCUGAAUGGAAAUGACCUGGGCUCUAUCAGAGAGCGAUUAGAGAGUUCCCGGGAAUUGCAUUCAGCAUCUCAACAUCAAGCUACCACAGCUUUGAACUGUGUCUGUGAACAGUUUGUUAGUGUUAUUAUAGGUUCUUUGUGUUAUUUGGGACCGUAUGUAGCAGCUUUUGCUUCAUCAAACCUAGGAGAUGUGUCCCCCAAUAUUCUUGGCCCACAUUGCAUCAACACUGGAGACUCCUGUGAUAAUGCCAAUAGCUUUUGUCCUGUUGGUGGGCCCAGCAUGUGCAUUGCUAAGGGACCUGGAAAGGAUAUGCUUGACAGCACACAAAUCAUUGGACGGUCCAUAUAUCAGAGAGCAAAGGAACUCUAUGACUCUGCCUCCCAGGAGGUAACUGGACCGCUGGCUUCUGCUCACCAGUGGGUGAAUAUGACGGAUGUCACCGUCUCACUCAAUUCUACACACUCAGCCAAAACCUGUAAACCAGCAUUGGGCUACAGCUUUGCAGCCGGCACAAUUGAUGGAGUUGGAAGCCUCAAUUUUACACAGGGUAAAAUAGAAGGUGAUCCAUUCUGGGACACCAUUCGUGACCGUUCUCUAGGAGAACCCUCGGAGUGGCUGAAAGAAUAAUAUUCCUAACACCAUUUUUGUGUUUUUGGUUCUCAGAUGAUAAGACCUCACCCUUGGCACCCAGAGAUUGUUGAUGUUCAGCUUAUUACUCUUGGGUCUGUGGCAAUAACUGCCAUCCCUGGGGAGUUUACGACCAUGUCUGGACGAAGACUUCGGGAGGCUGUUCAAGCAGAAUUUGCAUCUUAUGGGAUGCAGAAUAUGACUGUUAUUGUUUCAGGUUUAUGUAAUGUUUAUACACAUUACAUUACCACCUAUGAAGAAUACCAGGUUCAGAGGUAUGAGGCAGCAUCUACUAUUUACGGUCCAUAUACUCUGUCUGCAUACAUCCAGCUCUUCAGAGGCCUUGCUAAGGCCAUUGCUACGGACACAGUAGCCAACCUCAGCACAGGUCCAGAACCUCCAUAUUUCAAACAACUGUUAAUCUCUUUAAUUCCUAAUGUUGUGGAUACAACACCAAGAGGCAAAAAUUUUGGGGAUGUUCUACAGCCAGCAAAACCAGAAUACAGAGUGGGAGAAGUUGCUGAAGUUACAUUUGUAGGUGCAAAUCCAAAGAAUUCAGCAGAAAACCAGACCCAUCACACCUUCCUCACUGUGGAGAAAUAUGAGGUCGAUUCAGGAUCAUGGCGGAUAGUGCAUAAUGAUGCCUCCUGGGAGACUCAUUUUUAUUGGCACAAGGGAUUACUGGGUGUGAGCAAUGCAACAAUAGCCUGGCAUAUUCCAGCCACUGCCCAGCCUGGAAUCUACAGAAUAAAAUACUUUGGACACAAUCGGAAGCAGGAUUUUCUCAGGCCUGCAGUCAUACUUUCGUUUGAAGGCACUUCCUCUGCUUUUGAAGUUGUAACUACUUAG
Molecule: messenger RNA, 2268 nt
Organism: Orycteropus afer afer
Lineage: Eukaryota; Metazoa; Chordata; Mammalia; Tubulidentata; Orycteropodidae
Gene: ASAH2
Product: N-acylsphingosine amidohydrolase 2
Exons: 22
Biological process (GO): sphingosine biosynthetic process; long-chain fatty acid biosynthetic process; ceramide catabolic process
Cellular component (GO): extracellular region
Molecular function (GO): N-acylsphingosine amidohydrolase activity
Source: RefSeq, a predicted model, not a curated record